This is a messenger RNA of Arctia plantaginis, 237 nucleotides long. NCBI's taxonomy places the organism in Eukaryota, Metazoa, Arthropoda, Insecta, Lepidoptera, Erebidae. The record is from the annotation of a GenBank genome assembly.
AUGCAUAAUCCAGGAGGAGAAACGUUACAUAGGAAAAAUAUUCUUCAACUACAAGCGAACGUGUUCCAAGAAGCCACGCAGUUACAAGACCCUUUGCCACCUCCACAGCUCCCGUCUCCCGUUACAAAGGAUCCAGUGCCUCAGCCUUUAAGUAUAGGAAGAUUGAAUAAUAUACAGACCACUGAAAGAAAAAACGGCAAUCAUUUGAUCAGAAAAUCUGCGGAAGCUUUAGAAUAA